Molecule: messenger RNA, 1026 nt
Organism: Dentiscutata heterogama
Lineage: Eukaryota; Fungi; Glomeromycota; Glomeromycetes; Diversisporales; Gigasporaceae
Source: the annotation of a GenBank genome assembly
UCAACUGACCUCGAUUUAUCUGAGGAAAUAGUGCCAUGUGUUGAAGCUCAUGUGCAGGAGAAUAACGUUAGUCAACUUUCGCAUUUUAAUGAUAAUGAUUUGACUUUGGAUGAAAAUUCGUAUAUUCCAGCAAGUGAAUUAGUCAUUACAAGUCUGCCCUUUGUGCUUCCAUCAAGAUUAGUGAUUGAACAUGUUUUUAAAUCCAUAAUGGAUGAUAAAGAACCUAUUGUUCUUUAUCGACGAUGUCUUUCUGAUGUAAAAUUUCAAAUAGCACAAAAUGAUGAAUUAGAAGGUGAAGUUAAUAAGAAUUCACAUAGUUCAGCAAAAAUUCUAGAAUUGACCGUUGAUAUUGAUGUGGUACAUGGAAUUUAUGAAGGCGGAUUAAAAACAUGGGAAUGCUCAUUAGAUCUAGUUGAAUAUCUUUCAAUCAAAUCAAAAGAAAUUAAUUUCAGUGGUAAAAAAAUACUAGAGGUAUAUGUGGAUGAUCCUAUACGUUUGGGAUGUGGUUCAGCUCUUCCGGGAAUAUAUUUACUUUCUACUCAGCAUUCUAUUUGCGUUGAUUUCCAAGAUUAUAAUGAACAUGUUUUAAAAUUAGUCACAAUGCCGAAUAUACUUAUCAAUACAGUUCUACGACCACAAACAGAUGACAUUUCAGAAAUAGAUAUUGUAGAAGAAAUCAAUUGUUUGAAUCAAUUAAAAAAUAGCAAAUUUUUUAAGGGAGAUUGGAAUGGAUUAACUGAUUUAUUGAAUUUACAUUCAAAUCAAGAAAAGUAUGAUAUAAUACUUUCAUCAGAGACAAUUUACAACCUUAACUCUAUUCCAAAACUUUAUAAUGUUAUUAAACAUGCUCUGAAGUAUCCGAAUGGCGUCGCUUACAUUGCUGCAAAAACUAUUUAUUUUGGUGUUGGUGGUGGGAUACUAUCAUUUUGUCAAUUAAUUGAGCAAGAUCAUGUUUUUGAAGUUAAUGUAGUCUAUACAAAAACUGCACAUGUCAGAAGAGAAAUUUUAAAACUUUCAUUUUUAUAA